Dermacentor andersoni is the source of this 1233-nucleotide messenger RNA. Its product is annotated as very long chain fatty acid elongase AAEL008004-like. Gene Ontology annotation, biological process: fatty acid elongation, polyunsaturated fatty acid; fatty acid elongation, monounsaturated fatty acid; fatty acid elongation, saturated fatty acid. Gene Ontology annotation, molecular function: fatty acid elongase activity. Lineage: Eukaryota; Metazoa; Arthropoda; Arachnida; Ixodida; Ixodidae. The record is from RefSeq and is a predicted model, not a curated record. Gene Ontology annotation, cellular component: endoplasmic reticulum membrane.
GUGUUUCUACGUGUCACUAUCGAAUGCGUCGUUCGAUCGGGUCGUGCUGAAACUGCUGGGAAGGAAAGCCGCCUGUGAGCAGUAUGCUUUUGUGAUCUUGCAGGUCUCUCAUCUCGGAACGGUGCUUGCAGGAACCAGCCUUCUUUCUCGCUCAGCGUGGCCUACGCACGAUGUCGCCCGAAAUGGCUUCGCAUGCACCUUUCUUCUCUGACGAUGCCAGUCGCGUAUGGCUGCCGAAGCGCGACCAUCGCACCAUAGGUUGGCCGCUGACCGACAGUCCCCUGCCACUCCUCGUGAUCACGGCCGCGUACGUGUACUUCGUCAAGGUGGCCGGUCCCCGCUGGAUGUCCCGGCGCAAGCCGUUCGAGCUGAAGGCCUGCAUCCUCGUCUACAACCUGUCGGCCACCCUCCUCAGCGCGUUCUUCGUGUGUCGUUUCGUGAAGCUCGCUUACUGGGACCUGGGCUACACCUUCCUGCAGGACCUGGAUAUGACCGACUCUCCAGCCAACCUGGAGAUUGUGCACUUGUCCUGGUGGUUUUACAUGUUCAAAGUCUUCGAGCUCGCCGACACCGUGUUCUUUGUGCUGCGUAAGAAGAACCACCAGGUCAGCGCGCUGCAUGUCGUGCACCAUGUGACCGUCGCCUGGAACUUGUGGCUGAACGUGGCCUAUGGAGGCCAGUCGCACGAGAUGUUCAUAAUGUGCCUGAACGCGUUUGUGCACGUGUUCAUGUACGCGUACUACUUCCUCGCGGCGCUCGGUCCAGCCUACAAGCACCUGCUGUGGUGGAAGAAGUACAUGACCAUGAUGCAGAUCUUGCAGUUUGUCCUCAUGUUUGUGCAGUCCGUCGGCAUGGUGUUCGCCGAGGGGAACUACGUUGGCCUCUUCGUGUGGACUUUGGUGGCGCACGCGAUCCUGUUCUUCGUGUGGUUCGUCGUGUUCUACAUUCAAUCUUACUCCAGGAAGAAGCAGUAGGUCCAUGCACCAUUCCGUCAGUGAACCAACACGCAGUUUUUUUUUCUUUAAGUUUCUUGACCUUAAGUUAUUUGGGCUACAUUGAAAGUAAAGAGUGGCUGAGAUUUUCCGAAAGUGUGUUCUGUGUUGCGCUGUACCAGUUUUAGAGUGUUGAAGAUACUUUUUUAUGCUUAUAGAAUUCUCCUUUCAAGACAUUAUUGUUUCUGCACUGAGUUACCCUGCGGUGCCAUGCUACAUAAAAUUGAGUUUCGUAGUUUUG